This is a messenger RNA of Chanos chanos (milkfish), 927 nucleotides long. RefSeq names its product retinol dehydrogenase 14. The transcript is spliced from 4 exons. The record is from RefSeq and is a predicted model, not a curated record. Bases 1 to 927 code for a protein of 308 amino acids. Lineage: Eukaryota; Metazoa; Chordata; Actinopteri; Gonorynchiformes; Chanidae.
AUGUAUCUUUUAUACACUAUUCUUGCAGCUUUGUUGUGCUUCCUGGUCUUAAAAUGGACGAAGAGAAGGCGCUACUGCAUGGACGUGAAAAGACUCGAUGGAAAAACGGUUCUUAUCACUGGAGGGAAUUCGGGGAUCGGAAAAGAGACGGCCGUAGCCCUGGCCAUGAGAGGGGCUCGUGUUAUCAUCGCCUGUCGAGACGAAGAGAGAGCAGCGAAAGCCGUGCGCGAGAUCAAGGCCAGGAGUCAUAACAUGAACGUCCUUCACAUGGAUUUAGAUCUGGCCAAUGUGCGAUCCGUGCGAGACUUCUGCAAGAGUUUCUUACAGAGGGAGAAGAGAUUGGACAUUCUGAUCAAUAACGCAGGCAUGCCCAGUGUUCUAGACUGGACCGAUGAUCAUUUCAGCAUGUGUUUUGGGGUGAACCAUCUGGGUCACUUCCUGCUCACCAACCUGUUGCUGGGCAGACUCCAGGAGAGCGCCCCCAGCAGGGUGAUCACGUUAACGUGCUCCCUCUACAAAUACCAGAAGCUGGACUUCCAGGACCUGAACUACAACCUCCUGCCCUUUUUCACCUACUGUCGCAGUAAACUGGCUAACAUCUACUUCACCCAGGAGCUGGCCCGCCUGACGGAGGGAAAAGGGGUGACUGCGUACGCGGUGCAUCCAGGCUACGUUCAGAGCAACUGGACCUGUCACUAUUCCGUCCUGUUCCGGAUUCUGAUGCGGGUGAUCAUGUUCAUGUUUUUUGUGUCGUGCGAGCUGGGAGCGCAGACGGUCGUUCACUGCGCCGUGACAGACGAGGUUACUCAACACAACGGCGGCUACUUCAGCGACUGCCGACCCGCAGCCCUCCGACCGUUCGCCGAAGACGCUGGAGUCGCCAAGAAACUGUGGGAGGCUAGUGAACGGCUGGUGAAACUGGCCUGA